UGUCCCUCAGACACAGCAGAUCACCGAUCAACGGAAAGAGCAGAAGAUGGGACAUGUACACUGAUCAUCAGGGCACUGAUGAUCAGUGUGCCCUGAUGAUCAGUGUAGCCCCAGCAGUGCCACCUGUCAGUGUCCAUCAAUGCCAGCUGUCAGUGCCCAUCAAUGCCACCUGCCAGUGCCCAUCAGUGUCCACAUCAAUGCCGCAUAUCAGAGCCUACCAGUGCAGAUCAAUGCCACAUAUCAGUGCCCAUCUGAGCUGCCUUUCAGUGUCACCUAUCAGUGCCAGUCAGUGCCACCUAUCAAUGCCAGUCAGUGCCACCUAUCAGUGCUGCCAAUCAGUGCCACCUAUCAGU
This is a messenger RNA of Staurois parvus, 353 nucleotides long. Lineage: Eukaryota; Metazoa; Chordata; Amphibia; Anura; Ranidae. The record is from the annotation of a GenBank genome assembly.